Messenger RNA from Papilio polytes (common Mormon), 1146 nucleotides. RefSeq lists its product as uncharacterized. The record is from RefSeq and is a predicted model, not a curated record. NCBI's taxonomy places the organism in Eukaryota, Metazoa, Arthropoda, Insecta, Lepidoptera, Papilionidae. The transcript has 6 exons. Gene Ontology annotation, molecular function: serine-type endopeptidase activity. Bases 604 to 1146 code for a protein of 180 amino acids.
GGUCCUCUUAUUGAGGUUGCAUAACUGCAGAGUUCUUAUACAAUAUACAAUGCAAGGGUCUCGCCGAGGGCCGAGGGAGAGAUGUAAACCACUGCGCAUGUGCGAAGAAUCUGACGCCAUUCUCACUCAUUGCAACAAGACAUGUUUUGACGUUAACAAUUAUGUUGAACACAGUACGGCCUAAUGUGUAUUUGACACGAAAUGUUUCAUAAUUUAUUAGUGGAAAUGAAAUCUAGUGUGAAGUUACCCUUAUGAUAUUGAAGUCAUAGUCAAAGUAAGGUACACCGGAACCAGGAUAAAAAUCUACAAUCGUGCCUUAAUAUCUUCCUCCAUUUGCCUUUUGCACUUGUUAAUGGCAAAUCACACAAGCGUAUUUUAACUUUAUCAAUAUUAUUCAUAUAUACACGUAAAUAAGUCAAAAUACAUCGGUCCAAGUGCCUGUCCAAAUUUUUGAUGCUAUUUUAAAUGUUACAAGAUUAAGAAGAGAAAGCAUCGUAUAUGAACCAUUCAUAUAAAUUUAUUUAGAUAUAGAAGCGAUAUGUCAAUAGUUGUUUGAAGACGUAAAUCGAAGAGCGGAGUUGUGUGGAUGGUUUUGUCGGCAAGAUGUCGUUGUGGGUGGGCGGCGGGGGCAAUGGAGAAGUGCGGCCGACCACGACCGUCAUGUCGGCCAACACCUCCAUGGAGUCCGGGAUCGAAGCAGGGGUUCUGCCGACAGUCACGGGCUCGCUCGCCUCCGCCCGGGACUCGUUGGGCUCGCUGUCCCGGGCCGCGGAACAGCUGUACGACACAGAUCAUACGGAUCUCGGCUCGGAACUUGACGAGGCGGAGAUUAGAAGGGAGUUGAUGCAUGAUAAAUGGCGUCUCCUCUUCGAUCGUUUCGAUCCGGAGGGCUUUGGCGAGAUCCCGUGGCCCGACUUCCUGCAGACGCUACAAAACCCAGAUUUUAUUUCUCAGGUGCCACCUCACAAACAUGAGAUACUGUUGGACAAAGCUCGCAGCGCUACAUCCGAUGCGAUCACAUUUCAGGAGUUCGUUAACGUGAUAAAAGCCGACUCUAAUGAAGACAUCACUCCGCCGGAGAAAAAUGUACCAAUAGAUCUUAGUGACGAUAGAGGCGACAAAGUAAUGUACCGAGUUUCCGACUAG